Molecule: messenger RNA, 2935 nt
Organism: Osmerus eperlanus (European smelt)
Lineage: Eukaryota; Metazoa; Chordata; Actinopteri; Osmeriformes; Osmeridae
Product: secretory carrier-associated membrane protein 1-like
Exons: 10
Coding region: 182-1225 (347 amino acids)
Biological process (GO): protein transport
Cellular component (GO): recycling endosome membrane; trans-Golgi network membrane
Source: RefSeq, a predicted model, not a curated record
UGAAGAACAGAUCGACCUGCCAUUUUGCUGCUAGCCUGCUAGUAAGCUAACGGACUAAAGGCAGGGAGAGGGUGAGACUGCUAGAUUGAGACUCAGAUCUCGGGUUGAAACCCUCCCUGGAGCUUUGGGGAACUCUACACAGGAGAUCGCUGAAGACGGAAGUAUCUGAAGACUGACCACAAUGUCCGAUUUUGACAGCAACCCGUUCGCAGAUCCAGACUUCAGCAACCCUUUUCAGGACCCAUCGGUGACCCAGGUGACCCGAACCGCUCCCCCUGGUGGGCUGGAGGAAUAUAACCCCUUCACUGAUGGCAGACCGGCCCCCCCAGGUAAUGCCUCCAAAGCAGCCCCUGUACCCAACACUCAGCCUGCCAUCAUGAACCCCACUGAAGAACCUCCAGCCUACUCCCAGCAAGCUGCUCAGACCCAGCGAAGAACACAGGACCAGGCCCGGGCUCAGGCAGAGUUGAUGAGGAGGCAGGAGGAGCUGGAGAAGAAAGCAGCCGAGCUGGACCGCAGGGAGCGAGAGAUUCAGUCCCUGGGUGCAGCAGGAGGUCGUCAGAACAACUGGCCCCCCCUGCCUGAGAAGUUCCCUGUGGGGCCUUGCUUCUACCACGACAUCUCUGUGGACAUUCCCGUAGAGUUCCAGAAGACAGUCAAGAUCAUGUACAACCUCUGGAUGUUCCACACGGGGACGCUCUUCAUCAACAUGUUCGGCUGCCUGGCUUGGUUCUGUGUGGAUGCGUCGCGUGGUGUGGACUUCGGGCUGGCCAUGCUGUGGUUCAUGAUCUUCACCCCCUGCUCUUUUGUCUGCUGGUACAGACCUCUCUAUGGAGCCUUCAGGAGUGACAGUUCUUUCCGGUUCUUUGUGUUCUUCUUCGUGUACAUCUGUCAGUUUGGAGUGCACGUGCUUCAGUCCAUAGGAAUAACUGGCUGGGGAACCUGUGGCUGGAUAGCAGCUCUGACAGGGCUCAACACCAGCAUCCCAGUGGGCAUCAUCAUGCUGCUGAUCGCUGCUCUGUUCACUGCCCUGUCUGUAGGCUCUCUCAUCAUGUUCAAAAAGGUCCACGGGCUGUACCGGACCACUGGCGCCAGCUUUGAGAAGGCCCAGCAAGAGUUUGCUACAGGGGUGAUGGCUAACAAGACCGUCCAGACAGCUGCAGCUAACGCUGCUGCCUCAGCUGCUACCAACGCUGCCCGUGGAGCAUUCAAACCCCAGCCAUGAACACACUUACACACAUACAUACACUCACAUACACACACUCUCAGACACACAAAUUCACACACACACACUCACAGACAUGCACUCAGACACACACACACACAGACACACUCAGACGCAUACAUACACUUUCACAUGAACACAAAUACACUCAGAAACAAACACACACUAAGACUAACAGACGCACACGCUAAAAAUACAUACCCAUGCAUGCACGUACACUGAGACAGAAACACUUUGACACAUGCAUAAAUGCUCCAGUAUGCAGACAUGCUCUAGCAGACAAACACACAUACUUAAUCCACCUGGCAAACACACACUUAGAUAUGCCAACUCAACCCCCUACCACUCACAAACAUACACUACUACCCAGUCAAACCCAUUAAAACACUCACAAGCCCUCCUCAAAUCCAUUCAUCAUACAGCUUUACUCUGUGUAUGUGUGUGCGCAUGUGUGAGAGACCCUAAGUCAGGUUAAUCACACAGAGGAGUCUGCUUGCUGCCCAGAGAGAGAUGCUACUGAAUGUGAUACUACUGACGUGUGUGUGUCUGGGACAGUGCUCAGUUGAUUAGUUAGUUCACCCCAGUCAGUACAACUACAGUGAAGAACCUUUAGCUAAACGCUGGUGUGUUCCGACAAUGAAGACUGACAGCUUGUUGGCAAACCUAGAGGUCAUAUAUAAACACUGACAGCUUAUCGGCAGACCUGAUCGUCAGAUCAUUCAUUCAUUUUUUUAGCAGUAUUGGUUUUGUGUUCUGGAAGAAAGUUUUUUUAAUUAACUCAUUGCACAUUUAAUGUUAUGUGUAGUACAUGUUGCAACACUAUAUGUAUUUUUAUUUAUGGUUAAUUCAUGUGUCAUUGAGUAGUUUUCAACUUUAGUCAGUUAUCUACCAAGUGUUCGGUGACUCUGGCUUGUUAGAGUAGUGACUCAACAUUGACUCACCUUGGGCCUGUUAUAGUGACUCAGCAGUGACAUUUUGAAGUAGUGACUCGGCACGGGCAUGUUAAAGCAGGCAGGAUAGAGGAGUAACUAAACGUGCUGAGCAAACCCAUCAUGCUAUCCAGCCAGAGCUACAUGAUAUUCCCUCCCUUGGCGUGCGUGUGUGUGACGCGUGCAUGCCUGCCUGUGUACGUGCCUGUGUGUGCGCGCGUGCCUGUGUGUACAUACCCCCAUUUCUGCCCCCAGAGCCUACGUAACCACCUAUUCUCCACAGCUGUUAAACUCCCACAGGUUCGCUUUUAAAUGUUUUGCUCACUUAAACACUCCUGUGUGUUUGUUAGCUGUGUAACGAGAGUCUGUCAAUUGUCUGUGUCCAAGCUCCUUUAGCGACACUGGAUUCAGCACCCUGAUAGAAGAUGUAAGCAGACACAGCGAGAGUAUUCAGCCGUGAUGGCAGUGUAGUGUGUUAAGGGUCAAGUGUUCAGCUCUGUUUAAGGAUGGUCAGGCCAGCUAGGUUAGACUACUCUGUGUAUGUUCCUCUGUGACCUGGUACUGCUUCUGAUAACCAUACGAAAAGGGACACCUGUAUAUUUUGUAAAAUUGAAAUUAACGUUUUUUUCUCCAUAAUCCUUGAAUCUCAAUCAUCUGAUAAGAAGGAAAAAAAAUCUAAAGAGAAGAUGCACUCUUGUCUGGCCUUUGUCGCAUGUGAAAUAGUUUGAGUUUUGUAUAUUUAUGGUAUUAACAUGAAAAUAAAUUUGAAAGAAUACCUCCA